This is a messenger RNA of Cylicocyclus nassatus, 669 nucleotides long. NCBI's taxonomy places the organism in Eukaryota, Metazoa, Nematoda, Chromadorea, Rhabditida, Strongylidae. The record is from the annotation of a GenBank genome assembly.
AUGGCCUCAGCCGUUCCGACGCCAAAAAUGUGCGCAAAAUUCGCAAAAUUUGUUGAAGAAUGGAAUCCUCUGCCGGAAACGUUGCUUACAUGGUCGAAACGUAAUUGCGAUAAGAUCCAACCGAGACCACAUGACAUGACUUGCGAAGAUGUGCAAAGAUUCAUCGCCGACUGUAACUAUGGCGGUGGUGGACCAGCAGCAAAAAAAUCUGGACAUCGAGGACCAGUUCUCGCCACCGCUAACAGCGAGGUGAUGAAAGAUUAUAACCAGAGAACUUAUGGAAAUUACCCGAGAGUACUAGAUAAGUAUAUACACUACAACGCAGAGACUGUGAGAGAUUUUGGACAAUUUGGAAACUGGUACUACCCAAACUACUACCCUCCUUCUUAUCUCGGUUGGUUCGACGGGCGACAAACUGGUAUAGCGCAGCUUGAGAAUGAUUAUAGGUUUGCUAAAGGUGGACAUUAUCCAUACAAUAGAGCCGACAACAUCGUAAACAUAGGUCUCCAACAGACUUCUCUGCCCACUUGCUUACAUGAUUUGUUCUAUUGUGUCCGUGCACAAAAUCCAUCUCCGUAUCAACCAUACUAUAAUCGGCGAGAAUCUCAACGAAGUCAAAAUACUCGUGUGGAUGAAAAUGGGGAGACUGUUGAAAUUAAUGAGCAAUAG